AAGACAGCGACCAGCACAGGUCUUUCGUCCUAGAGCACGACAUCAACUUUCAGGAGAUAUACGCAACCAUGACACAUGGCGGCGGGUACCUUUCAAGGCUGCUGAACAAUAUUGGGACAAGCGGAAGUGGAGGAGCCACUGGUGGCACAAGUGGAUCUAACGCGGCAGGCGGAGAAACGCCGAAGAGUAAAGUCGCAACGAAAAGCAAGGAGAAGGAGCUGGAGCAACGUACGACGAAUAAAAGCCACAGUCAAGAAAGGAUAUCACAGGAUAAGAGAGCAGCGCGCAAGCCUCUAAGUCCGACCAAUCUUCCAACAUUACCCUGUGCUUUUCACAAUUUGCGACGUCUGAAUCUAGCGAAUUUUGUGAAGGAAGUGAGACAGAGAGCGACAUCCUCUUCGUCUAGCGGUGGCAAUCCUAGUCUUGCCUCAUCAACAUCUUGUUCACUUCUCUCCUUUCUGCCUGUGGGUGCAUUCCCACACGUUAGCGAGGUCUGUGUAGAAGGGAACGGCCUGCCGACUCUAGAUGGUAUUCAGUACCUUUUUCCGAGUUUGAGACGGCUUGAUGCGUCACACAACC
Amoebophrya sp. A25 is the source of this 579-nucleotide messenger RNA. The record is from the annotation of a GenBank genome assembly. Lineage: Eukaryota; Dinophyceae; Syndiniales; Amoebophryaceae.